CAGUUCCUCAUUAACAAAGUUAAGAUUCAACCAACAUCAAACACAGAAUUAUGUGUCAUGAACUCGAUGACUUCUAAAGAUCCAACAAACCUCUUAUAUCAUCAUCUUCAUCUUUAUCAGGGAUUACUGUCUUUACACGGACAUCAACUUUCAGAUUGUUAUGGAGGAACAAGCAGAAGCGCUUGACAUCUGCCCAGCAGAUGCAGAGAAUUCCUCACAUCAGCAGCAGAAAACAUAUGAAGAUGCUGAUCCGGGUUUCAGCGCCUCGUGUCUGACAACAGCAGAACUGCAGCAGCACUGGAGGGCCGUGAAGCAGGAGUUCAGAAGCAUUAAACUGCUGUUUGACAUCCCUUCAGCCCGAAUCAUCGACCAAAUGUUCUCCAAAUAUGUGGUGUAUCGGAUUGUGGUUAUCCAGUCUGGUACCUACGACUGUAAACGUGUGGCUAUUGAGCGUCGCUACACCGACUUUCUUCACCUGCAUCAGGAGCUCCUGCUGGACUUCAAUGAGGAGAUGGAAGACAUGGUGAUGCCCAGAAAAAGAGUGACGGGAAACUUCUGUGAGGAGAUCAUCUCAGAGCGGCGUGUCGCCCUGAGAGACUAUCUAACUCAGAUCUACUCCAUCAGAUGCGUCCGCCGAUCGCAAGCUAUUCAGGCGUUUUUCACUCAACAGGAACUAAAAGAGGCAUAUGACCUGUUGCGUGGUGGACGCUUUUCCCGAGCUCUUGAGGGCCUACAGAAGGUGUUGGUGCUUCAGGAGAAACUGUCUUCUCAUGACUCCACUUUAGUGAUACCGACCUUGUGUGCCAUAUUGGUGUGCCAAAGGGAUCUAGAGGACUUCAAUGCUGCUUUUCAAACAGGCAGAAGGGCUCUUCCCACCGUGAGGCGCUAUGAGCUCCGCCGGUAUCAGGGGCCCCUGCUGGAGGCUCUUGUUGAUUUGGGUUACAGCCUUGAGUUGCCUGUGGCACAGUUACAGGAUGAGCUGACCAGAGUAAGAGACUCCCCUCAUAGUCCGGUAUCGCUGAUCUCCCUUAAAGAACUGGUGGUGCAAGAGUUUGUGUAGGAAACAUGAAUGUGAUCGUAGGGACACAGAAGAAUAAAAACAUUGUGCUGUACACAUUUUAAUGACUCUGAUGUCCAGAAGGCCAAAGCUCUAGUGCACAAAUGGUCUCAUAUUUUGAGAUCCUUUAGAAUAUUUCCUAUCAAUUAAAUAUUUUUUCUAUAGCAGUUGUUUGUCGUUUUACACUUUAGACAGUAUACUAUACAGCAUAUAGAUUUCAAUAACUACACAUAUCUACACAAAAACCAAAUACAAGUUUGUAAACAACCUUUUAAAGUUUUAAUAUCAUUAGAAAUACACUUGA
This is a messenger RNA of Triplophysa dalaica, 1361 nucleotides long. It is a transcript of the gene snx20, whose product is annotated as sorting nexin 20. Gene Ontology annotation, cellular component: early endosome membrane. NCBI's taxonomy places the organism in Eukaryota, Metazoa, Chordata, Actinopteri, Cypriniformes, Nemacheilidae. Gene Ontology annotation, biological process: protein transport. The transcript is spliced from 4 exons. The coding region runs from base 161 to 1060 and encodes 299 amino acids. Gene Ontology annotation, molecular function: phosphatidylinositol phosphate binding. The record is from RefSeq and is a predicted model, not a curated record.